UACGGCGCGAGAGGUCCUGGGUUCGAAUCCCGGGCAAGGCAUUGGUGUAACAUAAUUAUACAUGUUGAAAUUUGAUUACGAUAGUAUAACGUUAUAUGAAGAAGGAGAAAUUUACCCUUUGGCUGUUGGUGUAAGCUGUAGGCCAUAGAGCAGAAAAAAACAAGAAAAAAGAAAGGAAAAUGGAAAGUAGUCUAUUGACAUUUGAUUAAGGGCGGGAUGGGCGCCACCAAGAGGGCGCGCUUCGUGCGCUGGCCGCGGUGCACCACCAGCCGGCCCCCCGCGGCGCCUCCCCAGCCCAGCAUGGUGAGCCGGCUGUUCGAGGCGCACGGCGAGUUCUGCGCCUCCUACCCCUGGGAGGUGAUCAUGGCCACGCUCACGCUCACCGUGUGCAUGCUGACUGUGGACCAGCGGGCCGCGCCGCCCCUGGAGGCGGCCCGCCGCCGCUGCAGCUGGGGCGGCGACUGCCUGCGCCUCGAGGAGUACCAUGCUGUUGACGUCAUUGUCAUGACCAUCAUUCGCUGCGUGGCUGUUCUGUACAGUUACUACCAGUUCUGCCACCUUCACAAGCUUGGUUCCAAGUACAUCUUGGGUAUUGCUGGCCUGUUCACAGUCUUCUCCAGUUUCGUGUUCAGUUCCAGUGUCAUCAACCUGCUGCGCAGCGACGUAUCUGAUCUCAAGGACGCGCUGUUCUUCUUCCUGCUGCUGAUCGACCUGUCGAAGGCGACGCUGCUGGCGCAGUUCGCGCUGAGCGCGCGCAGCCACUCGGAGGUGAAGCAGAACAUCGCGCGGGGGAUGGCGAUCCUGGGCCCCACCAUCACGCUGGACACACUCGUGGAGACGCUCGUCAUCGGGGUGGGCACGCUUUCAGGCGUGCGCAGGCUGGAAGUGCUGUGCUGCUUCGCCUGCAUGUCCGUCAUCGUCAACUACGUGGUCUUCAUGACGUGCUACCCGGCGUGCCUGUCGCUCAUACUGGAGCUGUCGCGGUGUGGGGAGGAGGACCGCCCCGCCUGGCACGACAAGUCCCUGUUCGUGCGCGCCCUGCACGACGAGGACCAGAAGCCCAACCCCGUGGUGCAGCGCGUCAAGGUCAUCAUGUCCGCCGGCCUCACCCUCGUCCACGUGCACAGCCGAUGGACGUUCACGGACGAUGAGGAGGUCGUGGAAGACGCGCUCAUGGCCGGCGACCAUGUGGUGACCUCGAACCACACUGAAGACGCAGUGCUGCACAGCUACUUCAUGAGGUGGCUGACGGUCAGUGCUGACAACAUUGUGAUCCUCAUCCUGUUACUGGCUCUCACCGUCAAGUUCAUAUUCUUCGAGGACCACGAAGGGCGUGCAGGGCUCUCCAGGGACUACCUGAGGAUCUCUGGCGCCGGGCCCCGCAGAUCCAAGACCAUGUUCUCCGUGAAGGGUUUGCCGGAGGGGCGGCCGGAAGCGCUGCAGGAGCCGGGACGGCGGCCGGGCGCCCGGGCCAGCUUCUCGCUGUCGGACGGGGACUCGGACGAGUGGCUGGUGGAGGAGCAGACGUGGCUGGAGCACAAGGAGGUGCAGACGGACCGCGAGGAGCCGGUCGCGGACGUCGCGGCGUCCCUGGGCGCCUGCAGCCUGCGGGACGCUCCCCCGGCGAGGGAGCGCGACGUCGGCGAGUGCCUCGCCGUGUACAAGUCGGAGCUGGGGGCAGAGGCGCUCACGGACCCGGAGGUGAUGCUGCUCGUGAGGGAAGGCCACAUCCCGCCCUACCAGCUGGAGAAGGCCGUGGCGAACCCGGAGAGGGGCGUGCGCAUACGCCGCCAGCUGGCCGCGCAGACGGGCAACUUCCUGCACGCCCUGGCCGACCUGCCCUACCAGAACUACGACUACUCCAAGGUGAUGGGCGCGUGCUGCGAGAACGUGAUUGGCUACAUCCCGGUGCCGGUGGGGCUGGCGGGCCCGCUGCUGCUGGACGGCCGGCUGGUGUACGUGCCCAUGGCGACCACCGAGGGCUGCCUGGUGGCCAGCACCAACCGCGGCAGCCGCGCGCUGCUGGGCUGCGGCGUCACCAGCCGCCUCGUGGCGGACGGCAUGACGCGCGGGCCCGUCGUGCGCUUCAUGUCCAUCGCCCGCGCCAGUGAAGCGAUGAUGUGGAUGCAGACGGUGGAAAACUUUGAGAACAUGAAGAAGACUUUCGACUCGACGAGCAGGUUCGCACGACUGACGAACAUCCACAUCCGCAUCGCGGGUCGUCACCUGUUCGUGCGGUUCGUUGCCAAGACUGGCGAUGCUAUGGGCAUGAACAUGGUCUCCAAGGGCACGGAGGCCGCACUGCGCUUCGCCCAGGAAACCUUCCCGGACAUGGAGAUCCUCAGUCUCAGCGGCAACUUCUGCACCGACAAGAAGCCAGCGGCCGUCAACUGGAUCGAGGGGCGCGGCAAGUCCGUGGUGUGCGAGGCGAUCGUGCCCGCAGACACGGUGUGCUCCGUGCUCAAGACGUCGGUCCACGCGCUGGUGGACGUGCACAUCGCCAAGAACCUGGUGGGCUCGGCCGUGGCGGGUAGCAUCGGGGGCUACAACGCGCACGCCGCCAACAUCGUCACGGCCAUCUUCAUUGCCACCGGCCAGGACCCGGCACAGAACGUGGGCAGCAGCAACUGCAUGACGCUGAUGGAGCCGUGGGGGGCGAGCGGAGACGACCUCUACAUCUCGGUGACCAUGCCCUCCAUCGAGAUCGGCACGGUGGGCGGGGGAACCAUCCUGCCGCCGCAGGGCGCCUGCCUGGAGGUGCUGGGCGUCAGAGGGCCCAACGAGGCGUGCCCCGGCGAGAACGCCAGCCAGCUGGCGAGGAUCGUGUGCGCGGCCGUGCUGGCGGGAGAGCUGUCCCUCAUGGCCGCCCUCACCGCGGGGCACCUCGUCAGGAGCCACCUGCGACACAACAGGUGCGCCGCCCCGCCCCCCCACGUGUCACUCUUGACUGCAGGUCGUGAUAUCUUACAUUGUCACUGUAGCUUGGGGCCUUGUUGGUUAUUUGAACCAGUCUGAGGAUGCCAAGUACAAAUUGUUCCUGCUCUGAUGGCACCGAAAUAGGUAUGCUUUUUGAAGUUAUACUUCUUUGGGCACUUUAUAAAAAAAAAUGAUAAGUGAAUUUUUACGAUGCACGCGCAGCAUGCAAAAAAAUUUUCACAGGAUGGCAGAAAAAAAAAGCUACAUAAAAAUCAAUAUUAUAUUUGUGCUUUUUUAAAUCUUAUACAUUAGUGACUGAUGUUGAAUACAGGUCCAUAUAAUUAAAAAAAAAAAAAAAUUGUUCGUGAGUACUAUGUUUACAGUGAAUGGAUUUCGUUCCUGUUUUUACACUGCAAUGUAUUAUUUAGUUUAUUUUGUCUGCGUUCAGUUCAUGCUAAAAAAAAAAUGGGUUGUUGUUGCUUUGCAUUACAACUCAUUGCAUGUUGGAACCCAGCAUGCACUUAUAUUUUAUUUUUGAUAAUACUGGAAAACAAAAACAGAUCUCACCUUGGGCCAAAAAUUAUCAUAUAGUAGUUUCACUUCAAUUCUGCAGCUAUGUUUUAUUCUACUAAAUCAUAAACUGGGUACAAUUUUUAUAGGUACCAAAAUGUUAAAAAAUUUAAUGUUAAAAAAAUUCAAAAGUAAAUCAUAAUAUCUGUGAUUUUUUGAAGUUAAUAUUCAGUCUCAGUUUGCACACUUGCUGAAGUCUACCUUUAGGACUGGUGUAUUUAUAUGGCAGUUUUAGCUGCUCAUGUGAAUUUAUCAAUUUCUGGCAUAAUUCACACUGGUGUCUUGUUAGUAAAAAUCAGUUUGUAAACCUGCAUAAAAGUCUAUAAAAAGUAUGAAAAUAUUAUUUAUGCCCUUAAAUGCCAGAAAUUUGGAUCGACAAAUUCCCAAAAUUCAGAUCUAUAGAAAAAUUCUAGAACCCAAGAUAGCAGCUGUUCAGCUGGGGAAAUGUUCCUGCACAUAAAGGCUACACCGCAUGGUGCUCCACUUUUGAUAGUCCCGCAGCUAAAGAGAUUCUCUAACAAAAUUAUAUUACCUUCAUUUAUCUUUACUACAUUAGAAAUGUAACAGUACUCGUCAUAGGUUAUAACGAGAAUAAUACUACAUUCCCGCUAUUGUGGUUGAAUGGCACUCUUCCUUGCCAGGACGUGACUGCCUUACUGUAAGCUGCUGUGUUGCGAUCCCGCGGAAAGACGGAAGGUAACGGCGUGUC
Molecule: messenger RNA, 4195 nt
Organism: Bacillus rossius redtenbacheri
Lineage: Eukaryota; Metazoa; Arthropoda; Insecta; Phasmatodea; Bacillidae
Gene: Hmgcr
Product: 3-hydroxy-3-methylglutaryl-coenzyme A reductase
Exons: 18
Coding region: 217-3015 (932 amino acids)
Biological process (GO): sterol biosynthetic process; isoprenoid biosynthetic process; coenzyme A metabolic process
Cellular component (GO): peroxisomal membrane; endoplasmic reticulum membrane
Molecular function (GO): hydroxymethylglutaryl-CoA reductase (NADPH) activity; protein binding; NADP binding
Source: RefSeq, a predicted model, not a curated record